This is a messenger RNA of Elgaria multicarinata webbii, 1780 nucleotides long. It is a transcript of the gene EPS8L3, whose product is annotated as EPS8 signaling adaptor L3. The record is from RefSeq and is a predicted model, not a curated record. Gene Ontology annotation, biological process: positive regulation of ruffle assembly; regulation of Rho protein signal transduction; Rho protein signal transduction. Gene Ontology annotation, cellular component: plasma membrane; ruffle membrane; vesicle. The transcript has 18 exons. Gene Ontology annotation, molecular function: actin binding. NCBI's taxonomy places the organism in Eukaryota, Metazoa, Chordata, Lepidosauria, Squamata, Anguidae.
ACUUGGGAAAAUGGCAGAUAUCUUUGGCCAUAGGGAUGGUACUCGUUACAAUGAAAUGGAGAGCAGCCUCAACAGAGCCAACAGCAUGUCCAGGCCCAGUGGCAAGUCUAUUUACCAACAGCGGAAAGAAUACACUGAAGCUAUGCUAAAGCAGCACCAUGACUUCCAGCACCGGGUGGAGCACCUUCUUACUAGCCAUGUCGAUGGCAAAGAUAUUAGCAAUGUGGAGAACUGUAUUGAGCACCUCAAGAUGAUGGAUGCUCAAGGCCAGGUGUGGGGACAAGCCAUGCUUCUGCAGGUGAAGGAUCAUAACUUGCUGCUGGCUGACAUUGAGGCAGAGGAAAUGCUGGAGAGCUACCCCCUGCAAUGCAUCCAGGAAUGUGCCUGCAUCCUUAACAGCUGCAUUUACAACUCCAUCUUGGCCAUCACCGUGACAGACAUGAAGCUACGCAGGGCCAGUAUCCUGCUCUUUCAGUGCGAGCAAAUUGGAGCUGAACUGUUGAAAACCAGUUUGGAGAAGAUCAUUGAUGACUGGAAAAGUGAACAGCAGGAUCAUGACUUGCUCAGGAGCAACCUAGAGAAUAUGUUGAUCCAUCAGAGCCGGAUUCCCCAGGACCAAAUGGCGGCAGGGAUGUACCAUCCUUCUUCUCCAACACAAAUCCCUCGACAGAGGCAGGACCAGCAUCCUUGGAAAUCUAGCCCAGUUCCCAUGGGCAACAAUUUUGAUGCUGAACAGACCUUCGACCAGCAGUGGGAAGAUCCUGGACCUCCUGAAAUGAUGCUGGAAACAGACAGAGAUACGGAGAUCCUGAACCAUGUCCUGACAGACAUUGAGAUCUUUGUAGUGAAGCUAAAGGGGGGCAGUGGCUCCCAAAGUUACAAGAAGAAGAAGAAGAAAUCAAAAAAGAAAAGUCAAGAAGAAUUGCCUACACAGCCUGAAUUUGAGGACUGUUUCCAGAAGAUCAAAUACAGCUUCAAUUUGCUGGGAAAGCUUGACGAUACCCUAGAACAGCCAAGUGCACCCGAGCUGAUUCACCUCCUAUUUUCCACUUUAUCCUUUAUGUUGUCCAAUUGUCCCAGGACCAACAUGGCCUCCUCAGUGGUCUCACCUUUGCUGAUUCCUGAAGCUAUUGACCUACUCAGGCACUCUUUGAAUUAUGAUGAGCAGCUUACAUGGAAGAGUCUGGGACUCGCUUGGAGCUUAACCAGGGCAGAAUAUCCAGAGGGACAUUCCAUCCCUCCCUACAUGCCCACAUUCUCAGAUGGAUGGAUGCUCCCAUCUACUUGGAGAGCCAUUGAUUUGGAUAAGGACCCCAACGGAAUCAGGAACAGCUUCUUGGACAGGCCAUCUAACCUUUCUCAGCUCAUGCAAGUCACCUAUGAGUUCCAUGGAAGAAAUGCCAGGGAGCUUACUGUAAGGAAAGGAGAUCUCUUAGAGAUUUUGGACCAACGGAAAAAAUGGUGGCUUGCUAGAGAUAUUUCAGGGCAGCAGGGGUACAUCCCUAACAAUAUCUUGGAGCCUGUGGAUCAGAAGGUAUUUGAGGGAAACAAUAUGUAGCAAGUCUCAAGCGGCUUCCCUGACCUCCAUCCAGGUUCCACACCAGCAGAGGUCACAGUUUGGCUCAGGACAAAAGGCUUCUCCAAGAUCACGGUUAAGUCCCUUGGCGCCCUUAAUGGAAGGCAACUUCUGUCAAUGACCCAACAAGAGCUGAAAACAGUGUGCCCAGAGGAAGGGAGACGAGUUUUUUCCAUGCUUUCAGAAGUAAAUCAACACUGGUAA